ACGACUAGAUGUGCCAUAUGUAUUGUGCAGCUAAGUCUUGUGACAUUGAUUUUACGCGAAGAUUCAUAUGAGUAUUUUUUUUUCAAUUUAUGUUUGAUCGAGUCACUUAAAUGUGCAAUACUUAAGACACCUCUAGAUAUACCCAGAUAGACACUAGAACAUACUCCAGUUCAGUCGGUCACAGAAGGGCCACUCCACACGGGCGUGGAGGUGAUUGAUGAGCCAAUUAAAACACUGAGUGUUCUUUUGCACUGGAUCCAAACAUGCUUGUGUACGCUCAAUCUGGCCGUUUGUGAUUGCAAAAGUAGGUACGAGAGAGGGGUGCGGUGGCGUAUUAUGUACAGUAACAUUCUUGUUUCUCUGUGUUAAACAUACUUUUUUGGCGGGGUACAUACUGUACACGAGACUGUAGUUAUACGAUUAGAGGAUUUGUAAAGGCGACCAACAUUAACUAUUAUCCAUCUUGGUCAGGGAGCAAAACCCGGGGCUUAAACCGGUAAUAACCAACUUCACCUGCGCUCCUUGUCCAAUGUCUUUGGAGCUUUCUUACCUCCGCUAGAGGACAAGAUAACGCGGGAAAAAGGUCUGUCUCCCUGGGCCUCCAUGGGCCAAGCUAGUGGAGCCCAAUCAUCGCCCUUGAGCACGAGAAGGAUCCACCACUAAAAAAUAGGAGCACGAGAAGGAUCCUUUGGAUUGUCUCCGCAGACCCCUCACGCGUCACUUGUCGAUGCCGCUUGUCCAGACCGCGUCAGGCAAAACUAUAAAGCAGUGCACUCCACAAGACACUAAAAUCCUAACACUCCCAUCUCAAGCUCAACCUGCUCUCACACUCCACAGAACACCGUCCACCGUACGAAGCUCAUCAAGCCAGCACCGACCACCUGCCGCGAUGGACAUGAGCGGCUCGGACCAGCAAUGGAGCUCCCCUUCCUCGCCGUCGUCGACCUCCUCGCACCCGAAGCGUCCCGCCGGGCGCACCAAGUUCAAGGAGACGCGCCACCCGGUGUACCGCGGCGUGCGGCGCCGGGGCAACGCCGGCCGCUGGGUGUGCGAGGUGCGCGUCCCCGGGCAGCGCGGCGAGCGGCUCUGGCUCGGCACGUACCUCACCGCCGACGCGGCCGCGCGUGCGCACGACGCCGCCAUGCUCGGCCUGCUCGGUCGCUCGGCCGCGUGCCUCAAUUUCCCCGACUCCGCGUGGCUCCUUGCCGUGCCCCCCGCGCUCACCGACCUCGCGGCCGUCCGGCGCGCGGCCCUGGCCGCCGUGGCGGACUUCCAGCGCCGGCAUGCCGCCAACGGCGCAGCCACCGUCCCCACCGAUGAGGAGACCUCCAGCGCGUCCGCUCCGUCGUCUGCCGACAAUGCGGGCGGCUCGUCAGCGACUUCGCAGCCUUCGGCCGAGGGAACGUUCGAGGUGCCGUCCGCAAUGGGCAGCGACAUGUUCGAGCUGGACUUGUCCGGGGAGAUGGACCUGGGCACGUACUACGCGGACCUCGCGGACGGGCUGCUCCUGGAGCCGCCGUCAUCGCUGGACAGUGGGGCGUGCUGGGAUACCGGAGACGGCGGAGCUGACUCCGGGCUCUGGAGCUACUGAACCAGCUGGAGCUGCUGAAUCAGCUGCUUUGACACUCUAUGGCAGUUGAUUCCAGCAUAAUAAAAUCCGUGGAAUCUGUAAACGCAUAAAAAAAUCGCCAAAAAAAAGCAUGAAAUCCUUUGGUAUACAUGCAAUCAGAUGCGGUUCUAAGCAUCAGAAGGACAAAAAAAGAAGACACGUGGAAAAAAAAGACAUGAUUUGCUGGAUGAAUAGUCGUGAUGGUCCCGGACAGACGGCGACAGGAUUCCAAAGGAGAGUACUCCUAUCAAUUCAUGUGUGAAUGACUAUAACUGGCAACCAGACGAGGAAGAAAGAUCAACGCUUGCUAAUCAGAGAGGGAGGUGGGCCAAGUACGCUAAUUCACAAGAUGUGGCCUGGACAUCAGCCAGGUCAGCUGGUUGAAGCUCCUGGUAGCAACAGAUCCCUGGGAUCUUUUCCCCCAUUUUCCUCCUGUCCUCGUAGCCACGCGAGCUGACGCGGCGACGCAGGCGCGCUCCGCGCCUCCCUUCCUAUAACGCAUGGCCAGGAAGCGAGAUGCCUGGAGCUGAUGUGUCACGUAGUACUUCUUUCUUUUGAAGAUGACAUGUGAACCUAGAUUUGGUUUCAGAUUUAGUGUGACUGUGCAAGUGACUAGUACUUGAUAGUGUGGUACAAUAAUUGUGCAGAAUUGAUUUGGGUGUAUAGGGUGCAAAAGCUGCAUUCUUCGAGUGAACAGUCGAAAUCACAUGAAAUUAUUGGACUAGUAGGUAAACAUUGUUGUAUUUAUUCUUCUCCCUCCUUUGGCAAACAUUGUAUUUAUUCUUGUACUGCUGCAAACGUCUCAGUACAUACUCCCUUCAUUCCAAAAUAUAGUGCGUCCGCACUUUCCGAGGUCCAACUUUGAUCAUAAAUUUAACCAACGAAACCGACUGUGGCUGGAGAAAAAGUUAUAUAAUUGAAAACUUAUUUUGAAUAUGAAUUCAUUGGUAUAACUUUUGCUCCCGCCACAGUCGGUCUCGUCGGUUAAAUUUUAUGAUCAAAGUUGAAGCACGUGAAUAGAGGAAGCACUAUAUUUUAGAACGGAGGGAGUAUAUU
Molecule: messenger RNA, 2665 nt
Organism: Aegilops tauschii subsp. strangulata
Lineage: Eukaryota; Viridiplantae; Streptophyta; Magnoliopsida; Poales; Poaceae
Product: dehydration-responsive element-binding protein 1H-like
Biological process (GO): regulation of DNA-templated transcription
Molecular function (GO): DNA binding; DNA-binding transcription factor activity
Source: RefSeq, a predicted model, not a curated record